AUGGACUCGCUCACGACUCACCCGAAGACUGCCGAACAGGCUCGUGCCUUCACCUCGCCCUCGUCACUGUCCUUCCCUGGUGGUGCUGGUACUGGCGAACUUACCCCUCCCUCCUCUGAGAAAGAGAUUCAGGGUGCAAACGGUAUGAACGGCCACGGAGGAAAUGCCAUGAACGGCAACGGGGUGACCCCCGCUACUCCGGCAACUCCGGUUGCGACACCUGGGGCGACCACGGGAAGCAGUGGCAUUGUGCCUACUUUGCAAAACAUCGUGGCUACCGUCAACCUUGACUGCCGCCUGGAUCUGAAGACCAUCGCGCUUCACGCUCGCAACGCUGAGUACAAUCCUAAGCGUUUUGCCGCCGUCAUCAUGCGUAUCCGUGAACCCAAAACAACCGCCCUUAUCUUCGCCUCGGGAAAGAUGGUUGUCACCGGUGCCAAGUCCGAAGAUGACUCGAAGCUGGCCUCGCGCAAGUACGCGCGUAUCAUCCAGAAGCUCGGUUUCAACGCCAAGUUCACAGAUUUCAAGAUCCAGAACAUCGUCGGUUCUUGCGACAUCAAGUUCCCCAUCCGCUUGGAGGGUCUGGCAUCUCGCCAUCACAAUUUCUCUUCCUACGAGCCCGAACUCUUCCCUGGUCUGAUCUACCGCAUGAUGAAGCCCAAGAUUGUGCUCUUGAUCUUCGUCAGUGGUAAAAUUGUCUUGACCGGCGCAAAAGUGCGUGAAGAGAUUUACCAGGCUUUCGAGAUGAUCUAUCCUGUGCUCUCUGACUUCCGCAAGAUGUGA
Molecule: messenger RNA, 783 nt
Organism: Penicillium angulare
Lineage: Eukaryota; Fungi; Ascomycota; Eurotiomycetes; Eurotiales; Aspergillaceae
Product: TBP family protein
Exons: 4
Coding region: 1-783 (260 amino acids)
Biological process (GO): DNA-templated transcription initiation
Molecular function (GO): RNA polymerase II general transcription initiation factor activity; DNA binding
Source: RefSeq, a predicted model, not a curated record